GAAAAUACUUUCAAAAUUUAUAAACCUGCACCAUUUGAGAAUGGCCAACAAUUCGAUCAACCAGCAAGUUCAGGAGUUGCAGCAGAAGUCUGUGAUAGAUUCUCCACCGGGCAUGUCCCCCAGGACGGAAUUCUCCACCGGUUCGGUCAUCAAUGAGAUUAUCUCCCAGGCAGUUCCGAUGGUAAAGCAACCACCAGCUCCACGCAUCUCUUUUCGAGCUCUGGCCAGACUUGUAAUGGUUCUAAACUCAACACUGAAGAAGGGAUCUUUAGUAAACCCGGAGCCAAAGAACAUUGAUUACUGGCGUAACCUAGCCGAGUCCCGUGGAGCGGCCAAUAAACGCUAUCAGCUGGUCGUCGACAUGCAGCGCAAAAGGAUCGAGACCCUGGAGAAGGAUCUUCGUAACCUGGUCAACUUGGCCCGAGAGACCCAAAAGAUGCUGGCCGAGAUGGGAGCCGAGAAGCGGGCCAGCCAGGAACUGGGUCAUGGCGAACAUGCCGAUUAGAUUUUACAUCAUUUAUACUUUCGAACUUCCUUUGGAAUCUUUCAUAAACCUAUAGUUAAUUUAAAA
Drosophila takahashii is the source of this 571-nucleotide messenger RNA. RefSeq lists its product as uncharacterized. The record is from RefSeq and is a predicted model, not a curated record. Lineage: Eukaryota; Metazoa; Arthropoda; Insecta; Diptera; Drosophilidae.